Messenger RNA from Chelonus insularis, 2217 nucleotides. RefSeq names its product Ecdysone-induced protein 78C (gene Eip78C). The transcript has 8 exons. Gene Ontology annotation, molecular function: nuclear receptor activity; zinc ion binding; sequence-specific DNA binding. The coding region runs from base 188 to 1819 and encodes 543 amino acids. NCBI's taxonomy places the organism in Eukaryota, Metazoa, Arthropoda, Insecta, Hymenoptera, Braconidae. Gene Ontology annotation, biological process: regulation of DNA-templated transcription. The record is from RefSeq and is a predicted model, not a curated record.
CGUGAGUCCGUGCACGCGGACGCAUGCGACAAUACUACGUAAUUAAAAUAAAUUGGAAAUAAUGUGGAGAAUAAAGUCAAUAAGUUGAAGAUUUUGUUUUUAAAAGUCUUUCUAAAACGUGUUUACUGGUUGAAGAAAAGUUGGAUUAUUUAUUUUUAAUUGUUUUUUAUUUAUCUCGGUAUGAAUAAUGAUGGACGUGGAGGAAACCAAUACGGCCUCCACUGCGAGCUCAUCACCCAGACCGUCCAGCCCGACGGCGGAUUCAACUUUUAUCAGCAUAAAAAGAGAACCGAGUACAGAGGAACCAAGCAGCCCUUUAGAAGCCAACAGCCCUGGAUCAAUUUUACGAAAUAAUGAACAACAUUACGCGGCUGCUGAUUCAAAUAGUUCAACUCCCGCCAAAAGCUUCGUACCCUGUAAAGUUUGUGGCGAUAAAGCUAGUGGUUUUCACUACGGAGUUACCAGUUGUGAGGGUUGUAAGGGUUUCUUUAGGAGAAGUAUACAGAAGCAAAUUGAAUAUCGAUGUCUGAGGGAUGGCAAGUGUUUAGUGAUAAGAUUGAACAGGAAUCGAUGUCAAUAUUGCAGAUUUAAAAAGUGUUUGGCUGUUGGAAUGUCACGUGAUUCUGUUCGAUAUGGCCGUGUACCAAAACGAUCAAGGGAACGAGGGCCAGAGGAUUCAAUUCCAACAUCAACAGUUGGUAGUGGACAUCAAAUAAAUUCUGGAAUAAAUAGCAACAACAAUAAUAAUAACGAUAACGAUAAUAAUAAUAAUAACAACAACAGCAACAAUAAUAAUAAUAAUAAUAAUAAUAACAAUAGCAAUAACAAUAGUACCAACAACAACAAUCAUAAUAAUAUUAUCAACAAUAAUAGUAAUAAUAGUAAUAACAAUAUCAUCACCAAUAAUAAUAACAAUAAUAAUAAUAGUACGAAUAAUAAUAAUAGUCAAAGUCAAAAUGUAUUGACACGAAUACCAUCAGCAGCAGUCGUUGAAGCUGAUCAAUCAGAUGCUGAUAAUAAACAUUUAGCAGUAUAUGAUGUUAUCCUUCAAGUGUCACAAGCUCAUCAUGCUCACUGUGGUUUCACUGAAGAAUCAACUAGAGGCCUCGUUCGAAAGCCCAUGAUAAUACCGCCAACCAGCCCAGAAGACCCUGAAGCAGCGUCAUCAACAGCAGAGACGGUUGAAUCCCAAAGGAUUUGGUUAUGGCAACAGUUUGCCGCUAGAGUGACACCUUCAGUUCAAAGGGUUGUAGAAUUUGCUAAACGUGUGCCAGGCUUUUGUGAGCUCACUCAAGAUGAUCAAUUAAUACUGAUUAAAGUUGGAUUCUUUGAAGUAUGGCUGUGUCAUAUCUCUAAAAUGACCACCGAUACUUCGAUGACCUUUGAAGAUGGUACUUACAUUACUAGACAACAGAUUGAAUUGAUGUACGAGGCAGAUUUUGUGGCUGCUUUGAUGCAGUUCACAUCGUCCUUGAAUGCUCAUCAAUUGUCCGAUGCUGAGCUUGGAUUAUUUUCUGGUGCGGUAUUACUAAGCGAACGACCAGGUUUGAAUGAUGUCAAGGCCGUGCAGAGACUGCAGGAUCGUUUAUUGGAAGCACUGCGGAUUCAAAAUGGUAGGAAUCAUUCCUCACCAACUGAAAUAGUUCCAGUAAGUUCUCCAGUUGUUAGUGUAGCCCAAAGGUUACCAGAAUUACGUGCACUUGGAUCUCGGCAUGCUAAUCUUCUUGAUUGGUUUCGAAGAAACUGGACUAAGCUCAAAUUACCACCAUUAUUUGCCGAAAUAUUUGACAUUCCCAAAUGUGAAGAAGAUCUACAGUAAAAGAGAUAAUAAUGUCGAUUUUCCUGUUAUUGUUGAAUUAGUUUUUCUUGUUCUUUUUAUCGUUCAAAAAAAAGUUAAUUAAAUUAUUGUUUCAUUUGCUUGUCUUUUUGUGAAUAUUCUAAAGAUAAAGCGGGCCAAAAGAAAAUAAUGAAACGGGAAUUAAUGAGAAUUAUAAAAAGAUUAGAAAAAAAAAAAACAUAUCACGUGAGAUAAAGAAAUUUUUAUAAUCAUUUUAAUUGAUAAGUAAAUUUAGUUAAAAGAUGUUGAUCUAUCUGGUGAUGUUGGUGUUGUUGAUUUUUGGAAUUUUAGUUAAAUAAAUUGGAAUAAAUAAAGCUCAUUAAUUGAUAUAUUUUUAAAUUAAUUUUUAAAUAAAAUAAAAAUAAUCAACUUUUUCUAAA